Molecule: messenger RNA, 414 nt
Organism: Penicillium verhagenii
Lineage: Eukaryota; Fungi; Ascomycota; Eurotiomycetes; Eurotiales; Aspergillaceae
Product: succinate dehydrogenase assembly factor 3
Exons: 3
Coding region: 1-414 (137 amino acids)
Biological process (GO): succinate metabolic process; mitochondrial respiratory chain complex II assembly
Cellular component (GO): mitochondrion; mitochondrial intermembrane space
Source: RefSeq, a predicted model, not a curated record
AUGCGUAUCGCCCAACGUCUCCUUAUGGCCACGCCGGCCUCGAUCGGCUCCAAAUCCAGCCUCAGCGAAGCGCUCGCACUCCUCCCGCCCCUCCAGCUCUACCGCCGCAUCUUGCGCGUCCACCGCAAACUUGACCCGGAGAUGCGCGUGCUCGGCGACUCAUACGUGAAGAAAGAGUUCCGGGCGCAUAAGACUGCCGAGAAUCCGUUGCACAUUAUUGGAUUCUUGACUGAGUGGCAGCUUUACGCGCAGAAGAUGGAGGGUGACAAGUGGGCUGGAGAGAAGCUGGAUAAGUCCAAGCUGGACAAGAUGAGUGAUCAACAACUUGGCCAGCUCUUUGAGCUCAUGCAGGCCAUUCGUAACCAGGAGCUCGAGGGUGAGGGUGAAGGUGAGGGCGAGGGUGAAAAACAAUGA